Molecule: messenger RNA, 1617 nt
Organism: Cynoglossus semilaevis (tongue sole)
Lineage: Eukaryota; Metazoa; Chordata; Actinopteri; Pleuronectiformes; Cynoglossidae
Gene: slc25a29l
Product: solute carrier family 25 member 29-like
Exons: 4
Coding region: 576-1508 (310 amino acids)
Biological process (GO): mitochondrial L-ornithine transmembrane transport
Cellular component (GO): mitochondrion
Molecular function (GO): high-affinity L-arginine transmembrane transporter activity
Source: RefSeq, a predicted model, not a curated record
GACUCCAAUACAACCCAGCUCGGACCUAAUUACAGUACACACGUCCACACUUGGACAGUCAGGCACACAUGAUAACACUGUUGGUUUUGACGUUGGAGAGGAUCGACCAUUAGCUGCCUCCAUUGUAGCCAAUGACUGUAAGGGGCGGACAGCAGGCGCUGGGAGUUGUCUUCCUACAUGUCCCCGGAUUGGAGCGCCUUAAAAAGGCCAAGCAUGCUUCUUCUUUUUCCCUCCCAGCCCCCGCCCCCUCUUCUGCGCCUACAGAAAUAGAAAGGUGGGACCGAGAGAGCGCGGCCACAUCAGCAGCAUAGUUUCUUGUAUCAUAAUUUCAUCCAAGCAUUCAAAGCUUCGUGUUUAAGUUCGUUCACCUGCACUUGCCUUAGAAAAACCCGUCUUCUAUUAGCUUAGCAUCAGCAGCUAGUUCAACCAAAGGAGAGGCACGAGUUCGGCUAAAGAUUUAGCCGAGUUUGUAAAUAAUUACAGUCAGACAGCCUCUGGAGAGAAGGUGAUUUGUUUGUUUUCUACUGCCGUGUGUGGUUGAGGAGUUUUAGCCGAUUUAGGGUUUCUUUAGGGGAAUGGCAUUGGACUUCGCUGCGGGCUGUUUAGGAGGUGCUGCUGGUGUUCUGGUUGGACAUCCAUUUGACACCGUGAAGGUGAGGCUUCAAGUUCAAAAUGUGGACAAACCCCUUUACCGUGGAACCUUUCACUGCUUCCAGUCCAUUGUUCGCCAAGAGUCGACACUGGGUCUGUACAAAGGCAUCGGUUCUCCAAUGAUGGGAUUGACUUUCAUCAAUGCCAUCGUGUUCGGUGUCCAGGGAAAUGCCAUGCGUAUGCUUGGCCGUGACACACCACUCAAUCAGUUCCUUGCUGGCGCUUCUGCCGGAGCCAUUCAGUGUGUCAUCUGUUGCCCGAUGGAGUUAGCCAAAACACGCAUGCAGAUGCAGGGAACAGGAGAGAAGAAGUCUAAAAGGAAGCUGUACAAGAACUCUCUGGACUGUCUGGUGAGAAUCUACAACAGGGAGGGCAUCCGUGGCAUCAACCGGGGCAUGGUGACCACGCUGCUGCGAGAGACCCCUGGUUUUGGGUUUUAUUUCCUCACUUAUGACGUGUUAACGCGUUCCCUGGGCUGCGAGCCCGAAGACCCCUACAUGAUCCCAAAGCUGCUGUUUGCGGGUGGAAUGUCGGGCAUUGUCUCGUGGCUCUCCACUUACCCGGUGGACGUGAUCAAGUCGCGUCUGCAGGCAGAUGGGGUCGGAGGCGUCAACCAGUACAGCAGCAUUAUAGACUGCGUCAGACAGAGCGUGAAUAAAGAAGGGUGGAGGGUCUUCACGCGUGGACUGACGUCCACUCUGCUCCGAGCUUUUCCGGUGAAUGCUACCACUUUUGCCACAGUGACUCUGUUUCUGAUAUACAUGCGCCAGGGAGAAGAGUGCAGCCUCCAGGACUCGGAGCCCAAACCUGUGCAGCUGCAGCCCCUGCAGCCGCAGACGCAGCCCACCAGCCUGUGAACAUCCCUGCCAUCUGCAGCACAUCUGUCAAAUUCACAGCAAAACUUGAAGCUCGUCGCAGGUCUGUUCUGUUGGCUUCAGUGACCAAUAUUAUUUAAAUAAUAUAUAU